AUGCCUACUGUUAGCGUCGGCAGAGAUCGCCUCUUCCAAGCAAUAGGCCGCGAGUACACUCAAGAAGAGUUCGAAGAUUUGUGUUUCCAGUUCGGCAUUGAGCUUGAUGAUGUCACGACGGAAAAAGCAAUAAUCCGGAAAGAGAAGCACUUGGAAGAAGAAAAUCCGUCUGAGGAUGAGGAAUGGAUAUACAAGAUUGAAGUUCCGGCCAACAGAUAUGAUUUGCUUUGUCUUGAGGGUCUGGCACAAGCCCUCCGCAUAUUUAAUGGGGUUGAUCCAAUACCUACCUAUAGCGUGGCAAACAUCAGUAAAGAGUCUAUGCACAAAAUGCAUGUAAAACCAGAGACAUCAAAGAUUCGUCCAUACGUUGUGUGUGCUAUUUUAAAAGGUGUUUCGUUUGAUGAAGUUCGAUAUAAUAGCUUUAUUGAUCUUCAAGAUCGGCUUCAUCAGAAUAUCUGCCGGCGAAGAACCCUGGUAGCUAUUGGCACGCAUGACCUGGAUACGUUAGAAGGCCCUUUCACAUACGAGGCUUUGACACCUUCAGAAAUAAACUUUGUUCCGCUGAAGCAGACAAAGAGCUUCAGAGCUGAUGAGCUUAUGGAAUUUUACAAAUCGGAUCUGAAACUGAAGAAAUUCUUGCAUAUAAUUGAGGAUUCACCGGUAUACCCAGUCAUAUAUGACCGUAACAGAACUGUUUUGUCUUUGCCUCCAAUUAUUAAUGGUGCUCAUUCUGCCAUUACAUUGAAGACAAACAAUGUUUUCAUUGAAUGCACUGCAACGGAUUUGACAAAAGCCAAAAUUGUAUUGAACACAAUGGUAACCAUGUUUUCAGUGUACUGUGAAAGGAAAUUUGAGGUUGAGCCAGUAGAAGUAACAUAUGCUGAUGGAAAAUCUUUCAUAUACCCGGAUCUAUCACUUUACCAAAUGGUUGUGCCUUUAUCAUACAUUUCCAGUAUGGUUGGAGUCUCUUUGCCAGCAAACACGGUGGCCAGCUUGUUGAACAAAAUGCAAUUACAUGCUGAACACUCUGUAUCUGACGACAAGCAAACAAGUUUUAUUGUUUCUGUUCCUCCCACAAGAAGUGAUAUUCUCCAUCCAUGUGAUGUGGCUGAGGAUGUUGCAAUUGCUUUUGGUUACAAUGAAAUUCCCAAGGCAAAACUAGCAUCUCUGAAACCACAAUCUUUGAAUCAGCUCUGCGAGCUUAUUCGAAUGGAGAUUGCGAUGGUUGGUUACUCAGAGGUGUUGACCUGGAUUUUAUGCUCUUAUAAAGAAAAUUUCACCAUGCUCAACCGUAAAGACGACAAGGCAACAGCAGCAAUCAAUGGAAAUCCACGUUCUGCUGAUUUUGAAGUUGUCCGUACCAGUCUUAUGCCUGGCAUAUUGAAAACCAUUGGGCAUAAUAAAGACCACCCAAAACCAAUAAAGAUUUUUGAAGUGGGUGAUGUGGUGCUACUAGAUGACACAAAAGAUGUUGGUGCAUCGAAUCGCCGUCAUCUUGCGUCUUUGUAUUGUGGAGCUACUUCAGGAUUCGAGCUUAUACAUGGUCUUGUGGAUAGAAUCAUGGAAGUGGUGGGAACUUCAUUCGUAUCACCUGGGGAUGAAACUGGAUACUACAUACAAAGUUCAGAUGAGCCUGAGUUUCUUCCAGGCCGACAAGCUAGCAUCAUUUACAAAGGGAAGCAAAUAGGCACUUUUGGCAUUGUGCACCCACAGGUGUUAGAUAACUUCGAUAUUCCAGACCCAUGCUCCUACGUGGAAAUCAACAUUGAGAACUUCUUGUAG
This is a messenger RNA of Fraxinus pennsylvanica, 1782 nucleotides long. The record is from the annotation of a GenBank genome assembly. NCBI's taxonomy places the organism in Eukaryota, Viridiplantae, Streptophyta, Magnoliopsida, Lamiales, Oleaceae.